AUGCGUUUUAGUUUAGUACUCUUGUUAUGUCUUGUUAUUGUUGUAGUCAAUUCGGCUACAACAAAAACAACACGUCGUCGUGUUGUAGUCACGACUGGACGAGGUACAACUAAAGCGCCAGUACCUAAAUCAGCUUAUGCUUAUUUACGUUCAGUUCGCGGUAAAAAUUCUUGUUCAGGUGGUUCAUGUCCCUUCUGGGAACGACAUGGACGUUCGUUUGCAGCUCUUCGAUGUUAUUCACAACAAUAUCAAGAAUGUACAUGUCUUCAUCGCAUGUGUUUUAGUUCAUGUAUGUUUUCACGUGAAGUUUGUAAUCAAGAAAUGGUUUCAUGUUUACGACAAAUUUGUCCAAGAUGUAUGCCAGCAUCUGCAACAGCUAUGUGUGCUGUUUAUGAUUCAAUGGCUGGACAAGUAGCUGAAGCACUUUCAGUGUUUGCUUGUUAUCCAUGUUGUCCUACUUUUAAUAAUGUACCUACUAAUAAUAAUGCAGCUACCAAUAAUUCAAUUAAUGCACAAUCAACAACAACUCCUGCAUUUCCUGAAAGCUCAACAACAAUUCCAUUCGGUAUGAACAACGGUAUAGUCGAUCCAAUUAAUGGCCAAAAUCCUGAAGAAGUACCUGAAUUUAAUCCUAUUGAUAACGUUCAACCCGGUACAGAAAAUUUUCCAGGAACAAAUGUUAAUAGCGGUUCUAAUCCAACAAAUAAUGUAAAUGGUGGAGUCUUUAAUAAUGGAAAUGGGGCUUCUAAUACAAAUAGUAACGGUAAUUUAAACAGCAAUGUCAAUCCAAAUGGAAUUCCUAAUGGAAACUUUAACACAAACCCAAAUGGAAACUUUAACGCAAAUCCCAACGGAAACCCUAAUGGAAAUUUUAUCACAAACCCAAAUGGAAAUUUUAACGCAAAUCCAAAUGGAAACCCUAGCGGAAACUUUAACACCAAUCCAAACGGAAAUUUUAAUGCAAAUCCAAAUGGAAAUCCUAAUGCAAACUUUAACACAAAUCCCAAUGCAAAUCCAAACGGAAAUCCAAAUGGAAAUCCUAACGGAAGCCCAAAUGGAAAUCCUAAUGGAAGCCCAAAUGGAAGUCCUAACGGAAGUCCAAAUGGAAGUCCUAACGGAAGUCCUAAUGCAAGCCCUAACGCAAAUCCAAAUGGAAAUGGUGCUACAAAUGGUAACGGUGUCAGCAAUAGCAAUAGUAACGGUAAUAUUGCUAGUAACUAUCCUGGUAUAGUUUUUCCUGGAAGUGAUGCAAUGUUCUACAACAACAACUUUCCUAAUCGAAAUCAACAAGUUAUAAAACAACGAGGACGACAAACUGUACGAACAACAAAACGUCGUUCAGCAACAACUCGUCGAAUGACUCAAGCAAGCGCUACUGUUCGUGGUAAUAAUAUUAAAAAUGGUGUUCGUAAACCGGUGCAAGCUGAAAAGAAACCACAAACAAAUAAUCGUACCAAAAGUUAA
Adineta steineri is the source of this 1464-nucleotide messenger RNA. The record is from the annotation of a GenBank genome assembly. Lineage: Eukaryota; Metazoa; Rotifera; Eurotatoria; Adinetida; Adinetidae.